Pezoporus occidentalis (night parrot) is the source of this 2217-nucleotide messenger RNA. Its product is annotated as V-set and immunoglobulin domain-containing protein 4-like. The transcript is spliced from 7 exons. The coding region runs from base 134 to 1228 and encodes 364 amino acids. The record is from RefSeq and is a predicted model, not a curated record. Gene Ontology annotation, biological process: negative regulation of complement activation, alternative pathway; negative regulation of macrophage activation; negative regulation of interleukin-2 production. Gene Ontology annotation, molecular function: complement component C3b binding. NCBI's taxonomy places the organism in Eukaryota, Metazoa, Chordata, Aves, Psittaciformes, Psittacidae.
AAAAGCCAUCAACAGCUGUCCUGGGUUCUUGAUGACAAAGUGAGCAAAGGCUCAAGUGUUCUUGAUUUACCCUCUAGCUUGGAGAGAGUGGCUCUGCUCUACUUGACAGGGAGAAACUGCAGCUCUGGGGGGGAUGGAAACGCUGGUGAGAGCAGCUGUGGUUUUGAGUCCUUUUCUCUUCUGCAAUGCUUUUCUGAACCUGACUGGCCAACCUGAGAUUGAGGGCGUAUGGAAGGACUCUACCACCUUGCCAUGUGUCUAUGUGCCUGUGAAGGACUUGGUACAGGAAAUACUCAAGUGGAUGGUGGUCCGUGACCAGAAUUCUGUCACCAUCUUCCGGAGGGAUGACUCUGGCGACCAUGUUCUGCUGUCUGACUACAGGGGCAGGGUCAGUGUCCUGAACGAUGCACCAGGGAACGUGUCUCUCCACAUCCUGAACCUGGAGGUCUCUGACAAGGGAACCUACAUUUGCCAGGUCACCUGGAGGGACAGCAGUGACAGCCUAAUAGUAAGAGAGAUCACCACUGAACUGGAGAUUGUUAAAGUGGCAGCAACCAAGCCCAUCAUCAGGGCCGGCGAACUGGGGCUCACAGUACCCGCAGGAGCCAGGACCAGCCUGACCUGUGUGGCCAGCGGGUCCCCCCCCAUCAGCUACCGCUGGUUCAGGGGCACCCCGGGAAGGAAAGCCCUGUUGCUGAGCAGGCAGGCUGAGCUGGUGUGGGACAGCCUGCAGCCCUCCGACACUGGGAAGUACUACUGUGAGGUGGAAAACAGGGCUGGGGCUGGGGCUGUGCAGCAGAGCGAUGCUGUUGAGCUCACAGUGACAGAACCUCCCGUGACAGUAGUGACUUCUGAGAAUGGUGUGGGAUAUCCAGAAAAGAAUUAUACAACUCAGAAUGUCCAAGGGACUCACCUGUCCCUGUUCCUCGUCAUUCUGAUUGUGGUGGUGUGUGCUGCUGCGGUUUUGCUUGUCAUCUUUCUUAUCAUUCGCAUGAGGAAGCCCAAAAGUGCUCAGACCUAUGAAGUAAAAUUCCAUAACUCAAGGGCAGCAGCUGCUUCAAGGUGUGAAAGUGCAGGCUACUAUGAGGAGCCCAUCUCCACUGAAAACAAGUAUGCGAUGGAGCCUGUGAAAGACAAAAGAUCUGAAGAAAUAAAUAUGAAAAAGAAUGAACAUGGCUGUGUUGGAAACGCCAUGGAAUCUGAAUAUGAAGUAGGGGACACUGCAUGAGAACCAACUUAUUGCUACAUGUAGCAGUCCUGAAGAGCACUUUUCAUUCAGGCAAAAUAUCUCUUCCUAUUCACCUUAGCCUCUCUAAAAUAAGUUGGACAAGCAGUUUUUGCUCCUUCAUGACUUGUGGAGCCUUAACAAUCUCUUCAAUGAAAAUGCAAAGCUCUUUGAGAACUUUUGUUGCAAACUGCUGUACAGAUCUCCUGACUUUGCCAUUUUUGGCUUCCUUCCACCCCCUCCGUAGAAGAAAGCCCUUUGAAAGCCAGGGUAUGCAGAUCCCAGGCCAAGAGCACUGUACUAAACUCAGCGCUUUGCAAUACCAAAAGGAUCUGCAUUCACAGCCUUCGUGUGGUAGGAGUAGAACCAGCAGCAAGAGGGGCUCAACAUCCUCAUCAUCUGUCAGUAAGAAGUGCAGAACAAGGCUGGCCUGGGAACUGGCAUUUCUCCUCCCACACGCCUGAGUGUUGCAUGGGAGGUAGAAUGUCUUAAAUGUGAGACAGCCCUUAAAGAAACACUGAAAGACAGAUUAAGGACAGGAUAAAACCAAGAACUCUACCACCCUAGGAGUUAAAAAAAAACACCAAACCUGUUCUGUGCUCAAUUCACCUUUCUGCAUCAUCUGCAGUAAGGUGCAGGCACGCUUUCUAUAGUUUUGGCGCUGGACAGCUUGGGUGGCUCUGAAACUGCAGAAGGUACAUUCUUCCUGAGUCCGCUUUCUCUGUUCCCUCUUUAAAUGCAUGUGUAAUAUUUAAAAGGAAAUAGAUGCUUUUCCUAAGUUUGUGGGUAAAACUGUUUACACACUCCUAAACUAUUUUGAUAUGAAUAUCCUUGUGUGACCAGCUCAUCUUUAAAAUGCCAGCAAGCACUCCUCAAAAGAUGCUCAUGAAAUACUUUCCUCCUGGCUUAGGAAGGAAAGGGCAAGUAGGGAGCUGAAAAGCUUUGUUGUUCAUAAUUUCUACUAUCCUAAGUAAAUCUAUAACAUGGAUACA